Molecule: messenger RNA, 1510 nt
Organism: Arvicola amphibius (Eurasian water vole)
Lineage: Eukaryota; Metazoa; Chordata; Mammalia; Rodentia; Cricetidae
Gene: Tk1
Product: thymidine kinase 1
Exons: 8
Coding region: 407-1111 (234 amino acids)
Biological process (GO): thymidine metabolic process
Molecular function (GO): ATP binding; thymidine kinase activity
Source: RefSeq, a predicted model, not a curated record
CAGAGGUGAGUGGGAGAGAAGAAACCAAAGGUUAACAGGCUAAACCUGCCCUGAUAUGAGAAAAUGAAGAAAUCUGGCGCUCAAGCCUUGCAAAUCUGACAGGUGGGUACCAGUCCGGGUUCUGGGCGGCUGUUCACCACCUACCUCUGCAGACAGGGUCUUCCAGGUCGCCUCGCCCGCGGAAAGCACAGCAGCUGCCAUAGCCGGGUGCAGCGCCGAAAGCCACGCUGCAAGCUCCUCGCCCGUCGCAGGGACUAAAGGAGAGGGGGCGGGUCUACAUGCGCCUUGGCUUCGCCACGCGCCUACUCUCGGCUGCGAUUGGACGACUCAUUUAAAGGAAGGCGCGAACUGGUGGACGUUUACCAUUCUCGGACCCCAGAAGCUAAGGGUUGCUUGCACAGCCGCCAUGAGUUACAUCAAUCUGCCCACCGUGCUGCCCGUCUCCCCCAGCAAGACCCGGGGGCAGAUCCAGGUGAUCCUUGGGCCCAUGUUCUCAGGAAAAAGCACGGAGCUGAUGAGACGCGUCCGGCGCUUCCAGAUCGCCCAGAAUAAAUGCCUGGUCAUCAAGUAUGCCAAAGACACGCGCUACAGCAGCAGCUUCUGUACGCAUGACCGGAACACCAUGGACGCACUGCCAGCCUGCCUGCUCCGGGAUGUGGCCCAGGAGGCCCUGGGUGUGGCUGUCAUUGGCAUCGACGAAGGGCAGUUUUUCCCUGACAUCGUGGAAUUCUGUGAACUGAUGGCUAAUGCAGGCAAGACAGUGAUUGUGGCAGCACUAGAUGGAACCUUCCAGAGAAAGGCUUUCGGCAACAUCUUGAACCUGGUGCCCCUGGCUGAGAGCGUGGUGAAGCUGACUGCCGUGUGUAUGGAGUGCUUCCGAGAAGCUGCCUACACCAAGAGGCUGGGCAUGGAGAAGGAGGUGGAGGUGAUAGGCGGAGCAGACAAGUACCACUCCGUGUGCCGCCUGUGCUACUUUAAGAAGUCCCCGGUGCAGCCGGCCGGGCCGGACAACAAAGAGAACUUCCCGGUGCUGGGACAGCCUGGAGAGGCCUCAGCUGUCAGGAAGCUCUUUGCCCCUCACCAAGUCCUACAGCACAACUCUGCCAACUGAGAGGACCUGGGGCUGGAAUUGCCUCACAAUAGACACUGCCCUGGACAGGCUCAGCUGCUUGUUGCAGCCUUUUUUAGUUCCCUUCUGGGCUGCUGAGAUGCUUCAGCCCAGUGGGGAGCCAGCGCCUGCCUGGUCCUUAGGGCUUGACAUUCAGCCAGAGGUGAAGACAGAGCCACAUGGUUGUUGUGACAUUGGUGGUGCUGGCUUCUUCCUCCUUGGUGGCUUUCACUGCUGGGUUUCAGUCUCAUGGAGCCCCGCCCCUUACCAAGGCUCUAGCCCUCCGUUUGUGUUAAUGCCUGACCUACGCCCCCACAAUGGCCCCCAGAGCCAGUCAGUAUACAGUGGCGUUGGUCUUGCCCUGCUCAGAGCCCCAGCCCUGUGACUCGGGGCUCUUAGAGC